Molecule: messenger RNA, 2972 nt
Organism: Diachasmimorpha longicaudata
Lineage: Eukaryota; Metazoa; Arthropoda; Insecta; Hymenoptera; Braconidae
Exons: 12
Coding region: 27-2618 (863 amino acids)
Biological process (GO): sensory perception of smell; detection of chemical stimulus involved in sensory perception of smell
Cellular component (GO): plasma membrane
Molecular function (GO): odorant binding; olfactory receptor activity
Source: RefSeq, a predicted model, not a curated record
GAAAAAACUGCUUCACCAUAAACUUUAUGAUGGCCUCAGCAAAAGAAGGUACCUACGACUGGGCUGUGGCACUAAUACGGUCAUAUCUGUCAAUCUUCGGUCUGUGGAUAUACCCAAACUGUUCAACAUUACAGAGACGAUGUUCAUACUUACCAAUUUGUGUCCUUAACUGUUAUUUAUUUAUAUGUGUCAUUAUCCCGGAGAUGUGGGCGCUGUACCGGAUUCGAAGAGAUAUGGAGCUGGUGAUUGGUAAUCUGAUGGUUUCCUUGACUUUUUACUUGUCCAUUUUCAAAACAUUCUUCCUUCUCUACAGAAGAGAAGAACUGAGACAAUUCUUCGAUAGAAUUGAGGAAGAUUGGAACGCUUAUAUGACCGAAAAUGAGAGAGAAAUAUUGACGAAACGUUGGAAACUGAUACGAUACAUUUCUGUUUCUGCUUUUAUAAUCGCACUUGUUCUCUCACUGACCCAUAACUCCACGGUUUAUUUCAACUUUGUGGUGAGAGUUUUAACAAAUCUCACUGAUACCAUACCUGGAAGGCCUCUAGUAUUCUCGAGUGUCUAUCCCUUUGACACCCAGCCAUCACCUCGAUACGAACUCAUGGUAUUCGCUGAACAGUUGGAAGGUACUCUAGCUUGCAUUACAGCUAUCAUACCUGAUGUACUCUAUGCUGCAUUUGUAUUCCAUACUUGUGGUGAAUUAGAGAUACUUUCCAGUAGAAUUGAAGGAGUCAGUGAAAAUAGGUCUGAAAAUUUCAAUCAGUUUUUGAAAUCGUCUGUGACUCAUCAUCUUCGAAUAAUCAAAUUGGUGGAGAAUAUUGAUAAUUUAUUCAAUGGAUUUAUACUGCUACUUAUCCUCUAUUUCACCCUCGUUUUUUGUUCACAAUCAUUUAUGGCGAUGACAGUGACUGCUCGAAGUGGUAACAAAGACGAAAUGGUUUUGAAGUUGAUAUUCUUCAUGUGCUAUACAAGUUAUUUGAUGUUCUUAACCUUCCUGUACUGUUGGGCAAGUGAAGCUCUUUCUGGGAAAAGCGAGUAUAUUCGCAUCGCAACUUACAAUUGCAAUUGGAUUGACCUUCCACCGAAUAAGGCCAUCUUACUUCGUUUGAUUUCCCUUCGAUCACAAAGACCUUUGGGAGUUACCGCUGGAAAAAUUCUCCCAGUGACUCUGAAUACAUAUGCUAAGCUCCUAAAAACAUGUGGUGGCUAUGUAUCGAUGCUCCUUUUUUUAUUCUUUUUGGUUUUAUGUAUUUUAUUCAGAACAUUAUUUCUUAUCGUGAAAGACGUGAAUCGUUAUGUUAUUUUUAACGAAUAUGUUUUUCGCUCACUGGGAAGGGCUCAGCCCUUCGGAGAUGGUGGGUCUACCUCCAUAACCAGAGUUUGCAAAGUCCAGAUCACCACAAAUUCGACAAUGGCUCCAGGGAGAGAGGGAACCUACGACGGUGCAGUUGGACUAAUACGCUCCAGUCUAUCAAUUUGUGGCCUAUGGACGUACCCGAACAGUUCACUGCUACGGAGGAUAUGUUCAUAUCUACCAAUUUGUUUCAUAAAUUUUUAUUUGUUCGUAUGUGUGGUGAUACCACAGUUGUGGGCUCUGUACAGAAUUCGCAGAGACAUGGAGCUGGUGAUCGGUAAUCUCAUGGUCUCCUUGACAUUCUGCCUGUCCAUCAUCAAAACAUUUUUUCUGCUCUUCAGAAGAGAAGUUUUGGGAAAGUUCUUCGAGAAAAUUGAGGAAGAUUGGAGGUCCCAGAUGACGGAGAAUGAGAGAAACAUAUUAAUCAACCGUUGGAGACUGAUCCAGAAGCUCUCAAUUUCGGCGUUUAUCAUGGCAAUAGCUCUACCCAUUGCUCACAACUCUUGUGUAUAUUUCAAUUUUGUCGUUAGAGUGAUAACUAAUCUCACGGAUAUAAUUCCUGGGAGGCAAUUAGUGUUCUCCAGCGUAUAUCCGUUUGACUUUCAAGCAUCUCCUCGAUACGAACUCAUGGUAUUUUUUGAGCAACUGGAAGGUAUUCUAACUUGCACUACAGCUAUUAUUCCUGAUGUCUUGUACGCGACAUUCGUGUUCCAUGCUUGUGGUCAACUGGAGAUACUCUCCAGCAGGAUCGAAGAAGUUGAUAAAAAUAGCGUUAAAAAUUUCAAUCACUUUUUAAAAACCUCCGUAGUUCAUCAUCUUCGAAUAAUCAAAUUUGUGGAAAACAUUGAUAAUUUAUUCAACGGAUUUAUAUUGCUCCUCAUUCUCUAUUUUACGUUAGUCUUUUGCUCUCAAGCAUUCAUGGCAAUGACAGUAACAGCUCGAAGUGGUAAAAAAGAUGAAAUAAUUAUGAAAUUGUUAUUUUUCGCAUCCUAUACCAGCUAUUUGAUGUUCUUAACAUUUCUCUAUUGUUGGGCAAGUGAAACACUCUCGACAAAAAGUGCAGGAAUUCACAAUGCAGCUUACAAUUGUGAUUGGAUUAAUUUACCACAUAAUAAAGCACUAUCACUUUGCAUGAUUAGUCUUCGUUCGCAAAGGCCGCUUGGAGUUACUGCUGGGAAAUUUUUACCCGUUACUUUGAAUACAUAUGCUAAGCUGCUAAAAACAUGCGGCGGCUACGUUUCAAUGCUCCUUGCUAUGCAUAGUUAAUUUCCAAUUUGAAUUUGACGUGGAAAACUUUCAUUGUCCGUUAAAUAGUAAUUUAAAUGUCAUAGGACAAUUCCACGAAGUGACCACUGCUGAAUAAUGAAGCAUCUCCGCCAGCAGCUAUCAUUUCUGAUUGUACUGUGAUCAGUUUAAAGUCAUUAUAGAACUUCUGUGUUUUUGUUUCUAUAGAUUUUAAACCAUAUAACGAAAUUAUAAUAAAUCAAAUUACAAUAAUUAUACAUCUAUGAAGGACUCGACUGGUCAUGAAAUUGUUCUAAAUGGACUGUGGACGGGUUAAUGGGAAUAAUUGAUUUACUGAGUCAGUCAAUAGCUGGAAAAACGUCUAUUCUCUUCACA